AUGUUUGUGUAUUCCACAGACCCGGUUUCGGUGCGGCAGGCCCCGCAUCGGAACCACGUCCACAAACAGUCGGAGAAGACGACGCGGAUCCGGACGGUGUUGAACGAGAAACAGCUCCACACCCUGCGGACCUGCUACAACGCCAACCCGAGGCCCGACGCGCUGAUGAAGGAGCAGCUGACGGAGAUGACCAGCCUGAGCCCCAGGGUGAUCCGGGUCUGGUUCCAGAACAAGCGCUGCAAAGACAAGAAGAGGACCAUUCUGAUGAAGCAGAUGCAAUCGCAGCAUCACAGCGAUAAGUCUAUAAGCCUCUUCAAUCUUCAGGGCCUAACAGGGACACCUCUUGUGGCUGGGAGUCCUAUCCGACAUGAGAGCUCCAUGCAGGGAAACCCAGUGGAGGUUCAGACAUACCAGCCUCCAUGGAAAGCCCUUAGUGAGUUUGCCCUGCAGAGCGACCUGGACCAACCAGCCUUCCAACAACUGGUGUCAUUCUCUGAAUCGGGAUCUCUCGGAAACUCCUCGGGCAGCGACGUGACUUCUUUGUCCUCUCAGUUACCGGACACCCCGAACAGUAUGGUACCCAGCCCAGUGGAGACGUGAAACAGGGCCCCUCAGACCUGUCGGUCCCCCCACCCCCCCUGCAAGGACAAUUGCAGCAUGAUCCCGGUCCCUGCAUGUGACCAGCUCAUCAUAUCGCCCAAACUACAGAGAGGAGAGUGUUUUUUAUUUCUUGACAUGGAGGAGAUGGAACCAAGAAAGCACUGAUUGACUCCGAGUUUUUUUUCGGGAGCUUUCAU
This is a messenger RNA of Notothenia coriiceps (black rockcod), 797 nucleotides long. RefSeq names its product insulin gene enhancer protein ISL-2A-like. The transcript is spliced from 4 exons. The record is from RefSeq and is a predicted model, not a curated record. Gene Ontology annotation, molecular function: DNA-binding transcription factor activity, RNA polymerase II-specific; cis-regulatory region sequence-specific DNA binding. The coding region runs from base 1 to 600 and encodes 199 amino acids. Gene Ontology annotation, biological process: axonogenesis; neuron fate specification; positive regulation of transcription by RNA polymerase II. Gene Ontology annotation, cellular component: nucleus. NCBI's taxonomy places the organism in Eukaryota, Metazoa, Chordata, Actinopteri, Perciformes, Nototheniidae.